AUCAGUAAGCAAACGAUAUCAGUUUUUGUCAGUUAGUUUCAAUACUCGCAACACAGACCUAUUUCUGCAAAAUGUUCAAAUUGGUGGUGUUGUCCGCUCUCGUAGCUCUCGCCGUAGCUAAACCCAGUGCAGUGUUGGUAGGUAGUCCAGUGGUACAUGCCUACAGUGCCCCAGUUGUAGCUGCAGUACCUUCUGCAGUCAGCCACACCUACAGAAAAGACGUCAUCAGUGAACCCGCUGUCGUAGCCUACUCCGCUCCAUUAGUUGCUGCUCCAGUAGUCCACAAAAUUGUUGCUCCCGUUGCCGUUCCAGCCGCUGUCAGUUACAGCCACAGAAGCGACGUUAUCAGCAAACCUGUAGUAGCUGCUUAUCAUGCUCCCGUUUUGUCUUAUGCCCAUGCUCCUGCUGUCCACGCCUGGUGAAGAGGGAACUGACUUAGCUGAUGAUAGUAUAAAAUGUUAUAUUUAUUAAAAUAAAAAAGAUAUAAUACUAAAAAUUA
Diabrotica virgifera virgifera (western corn rootworm) is the source of this 499-nucleotide messenger RNA. RefSeq names its product cuticle protein 16.5-like. The coding region runs from base 72 to 422 and encodes 116 amino acids. The record is from RefSeq and is a predicted model, not a curated record. The transcript has a single exon. NCBI's taxonomy places the organism in Eukaryota, Metazoa, Arthropoda, Insecta, Coleoptera, Chrysomelidae.